AUGUCGUUUAGUGUGAGAAAGGGGAGUAUCAGUUUUAAAAAUAGCAAAGGUUCUUCAGCUGGGUCAAAGAAAGGGGAGCUGGAGAAUUUACCUCCCAAUGCUGCCUUGAGAGGUGUUGAUCUAGGAAGGAAGCAGAGAACCGGAGGGAAAGCUAUAGGUCCUGGUGGGAAUGUCAGCUUGGAGGAGGGGAGUCAAGCAAAGGCCAAAGACCCUAGCUCACUUGCUUUGUUUAUUUUCAUUAGUUCUUGGAACUGUAGGGGAGUAGGGAAAAAAGAAUUCCCUGCUCUCAUUAAAGAUAUGAAGUAUAGGUUUAACCUUAGUGUUUCAGCUUUGUUGGAAACCAGAAUAAGUGGUAGCAGGGGUGACAGGAUUGUGAAUAAGCUUGGGUUUCCUAAGAAUUUUAGAAAAGAAGCCGUGGGGUUUGCUGGUGGUAUUUGGUUGUUAUGGGAUGACAAGAAGUCUAAAGUGGAUAUUAUUGCUGAAUAUAGUCAGUGUAUCCAUACUAGAGUGUUUCAUGUGGAGGAGGAGAAGAGUGAAUUGAUUACUUUUGUGUAUGGGAGUCCUCGAAGGGUUGAGAGGCAGGCCUUAUGGUUGGAAUUGGAUGUUGUUUCUCAGGAGGUGGAUGAGCCUUGU
Messenger RNA from Gastrolobium bilobum, 633 nucleotides. RefSeq lists its product as uncharacterized. NCBI's taxonomy places the organism in Eukaryota, Viridiplantae, Streptophyta, Magnoliopsida, Fabales, Fabaceae. The record is from RefSeq and is a predicted model, not a curated record. The annotation marks the transcript as partial. The transcript is spliced from 2 exons.